GACAAGUAGCACCUUGUGCGAGGUAGAAAUGUCGAGUACUUCCCAAACCUCCCCUCCAUAACCAAGAAGGGCCGGCACCAACGAGCGUUCUCCGACGCCCCAACCGAAGGAAACAGGAGCUUCAGACUGCUAACAAGUCCCAACCUCGCACGCCUUCCACCCAUAACAAAGAUACAUGACCGCGUCAAGAUAUCUCCACACAUCGAAACCAGAAGUUCACAGGUCGACCUGUUCUCUCCACGUCAGAAUCUCCGCUGCAGUUCUCAAAGCACUUGCAUAUAGAACCUACGAUAUCUGCGAGUAUGAUGCAGGCGAAGCACAUUUGGCAAACCCGCCGACGUCGAUUUGCGGAUUCUUCGAAUACCAAACCACACCUCCAUCCGGAUCUUUCGCUUCGGCAGACUGGCAAGGCACACUCGAAGAGAUACCCUCCCAAUCAAGACCCUCGAUACGAAUCGACUCGAUUUGCGAUAGUAUACCAUCAUUUCCAUACAUAUCCAACGAAUUGCAAUUGUGCCAGGCACUUCAGGAUGUCUGGUACCCCGAUUCGGCGCUCAGGGAUCCUCGCCCCGGUCCGUUUGAUAUCACGUGACAUUAAUUACCGACAUCAAAAACGCGCUCAAAUCGACGGGUAUAUCUCUGCGGUUUUACAUUAUCUGAGCGUGUCGGGUAUGAAGAUGUUUGACUGUACAGCACUUAACGACGAGAAGCUUUCCUGGGCAUUUUGGCUGCCGUUCACCUCUUCGACAGCCCACCCGUGUUCAUACACUGUAAAAUAUACACGAACUUGUGGCGUAACUAGGGGUUAUGGUGUUUUGUCCGGAACUGAACUGUUCUUGUUCAAAGUGAUGGUGGGGAACGUUGGAAAUUACCCCCUGGAGGAUUGGCGCACGCGUGCAACAGCGGACGCUACGCUAGAAGCUCAUGGACGACGAGAUUCAAGGGAAAAAAGACCAAGAAAGAGUCCUGCAGCGCUUGUACGACAAAGGCCCCACUUGCCCCGAAUAUGAACCCUCAAUCUGCAGCUUCCCGUGAGGGAGACA
Molecule: messenger RNA, 1043 nt
Organism: Hyaloscypha bicolor E
Lineage: Eukaryota; Fungi; Ascomycota; Leotiomycetes; Helotiales; Hyaloscyphaceae
Exons: 3
Coding region: 303-1010 (235 amino acids)
Source: RefSeq, a predicted model, not a curated record